UCAAGGAGAAAAGCCCAUUCAAGGUAUCGCGACGUUGCAAGCCUACGACCUAAGCCCACACAGCCCCAGACUCGCCGGAAGCCAUGGAGGAAGAGAAGGCGGCGGCGUACUACGACGAGCUCAGCCGCAAGGGCGAGGGCGCCCGCCGCUUCAAGCAGGGCCUCGGCUUCUCCUCCUCCGAUCCCCAAUCCACCUCCUUCCCCUCCAAACCCCCCUCCACCUCCUCCUCCUUCCUCUCCGGCUUCGUCCGCGCCGGCGCCACCCCCGCCCCCGCGCAACCCACCAAGCAGCCGCCGCCGCCGCCGCCGCCGCCACACGAGCCGUCCCGCACAGGCCGUCACUCUCGGUCCCCGUCCCCGUCGCGGCGGCAUCGGACCCGCUCCAGUUCCCCGUCUCGCUCGCGGCGCCACCGGUCCAGGUCGAGGGAGCGGAGGCGCCGGUCCAGGUCCAGGGAGAGGGAGAGGGAGGACCGCAGGGCGUCGCGCCGCCGCUCCCGGUCUCGUUCUCGGUCGCGGUCGCCUUCUCGCCGAAGCGGGAGGAGCUCGUACUCCGAGAACCGGCAUGGGGACAGGCGGCGCGACGAUGGUGGCGGCCGCCGUGGAAGCUCGAAGGGGCGCGGUGGCAGGGAGGGUGGUAAGGUGGAUUACUCGCGGCUCAUAGAAGGUUAUGAUAGAAUGACCCCAGCGGAGAGAGUGAAGGCAAAGAUGAAGCUUCAGCUUUCAGAGACAGCUUCAAAAGAUUCCACCCUUGGAAAUGCCACUGUGGGGUGGGAAAGAUUUGAAUUCAAUAAGGAUGCUCCACUUGAUGAAGAUGACAAUGAUGUUGAAGUUGCUAAUGAUGACGCUUCACUGGUGAAGCACAUAGGAAAGAGCUUCCGACUUUCUGCUGUACAAUCCAAGCAUGAAGAUACGGUCAGAGAUGCACAUGAAAAUGCUAUAUUUGGAGUACCUGCAUACCCCAUUGUUGAUACUGAAACUACGGAGGCUGAGCCUGAAACCAAUGACGAAAGCGAGAAAGCUAAAGAUGUUGAAGCCGAACCUAGCAGUUCCCUCAUUAGUGAUAAAGUUCUGGCAACGCAAAGCGGGUCAUGGAGAGAAAGAGCUCAGAAAUUACGGCAGAAUCCAAAUGCGUGAAGUUCUAUCCAUGUUCCAUUUAUGCUGCUCUGCUGAAUUUUGACUCCGGAAUUCGUAUAAUGAUGACUCCAUGAUGUGCAGAGCGUUAAGCAGUUGACAGUGAUACUUCGAAGCUGAACUCUGUUGUAUAUGUAUCUUUGGUGUGAGUACUGAGUAGUGCCGUACUAUUGCAUUGCUUCUCUAGUUCUAUGACGCCAAAAGCUUAGGUCUGGUUUUUGGGUAGCACCAGCUGCACUAAAUUAAUGUAAAAUUUGUCUGUGUUUUAAUUUCUUCACAUCAACGCAUAGAUGUAUCCAUAGUUUUCAUUUUGGCCCCUGUUGGCAAUCAGGAAUUGUACUGGUCAGCACUCUCUGUCUCUCUUACAAAUAGUAGCUAACAAUUGUGCA
Molecule: messenger RNA, 1519 nt
Organism: Oryza sativa Japonica Group (Japanese rice)
Lineage: Eukaryota; Viridiplantae; Streptophyta; Magnoliopsida; Poales; Poaceae
Biological process (GO): alternative mRNA splicing, via spliceosome
Cellular component (GO): nucleus; cytoplasm
Source: RefSeq, a predicted model, not a curated record